UAUUUUUAUAAGAAGUUCUGGGGAUUGAACCCAGGCCCUUGUGCAUGCUAAGAAUAUGAUCUUUCACUUGAGCUAUACCCCCCUAAAUUAUCUUUAAUAAGGUCUUUUUCUCUGUUUUGUUAUUUUCUUUUAUGUACAGAUGCACAAAGCAGGGUCAUCAGAAGCCUCUCAAUUCCAAAGAUGAUUAUAGUGAAAAACAUUGCACAGUGACAGUGAAUCCUUGGAAUAUGAAGAAAGAUUGUAAAGUCCUGAAUGAAUUAAGAAGGAAUUGUUACAUUAACUUACAUGUAACCAUGGCUCUCUUACCUUUAUUUUUCACUUUAUAAUGAAGAUAUUCCUCACCCGUCAAGGUUGCUUUGUUAGAUAUAGGGAAUAUCUAAAGCCUUUUCUGGAAGUUUUUUAAAUAAAUAAGAGCAGAGAAAACUUGAGCCUAUGAAUCUAAACUCAUCUGUGAUGGUCUGCAGCUGGGAGCAAGCAGAUCAGUGUCAGUCCCUUUGCAGCCGUUGGCUGGGAGCCUGCAUGUUCCCUGGAAUGAUAUUUGAAACAUGUCACCCUAGCCGUGCCUUUGCUCUGGACUGGGAGGCGAGUCAGUCAGAAUCUGCAUUAUGGAAUGUUUUGGAUGACAAGCUUGUAUUUGCAAAUGUACACACCCUGUGGGAGGUGCUCUGUACAUACGCUGAGAUACUGUACAUAAAAUUGCCUCUGAAUCCCAAUCAUCUGAAAACCGUGUCCUCAGCCUUUGAUACCUUCAGCUGUUUUAUGAAAGUCCUCCAAGUGGAUGAAAGUAUCAACAACCGGAACAAGAGUUUUUCAUUGCCCUAUUUGAGAAGAGCUGCGUGAACGACUUUUAUAUUCAGGAUAGAGAUACAUUCAUCAAUCCAACCACCAGGAGCCUCACUGGACUCCAUCUGAGAUGACAGCAACCCCUCAAAUUCAGAAGCACUUCUCUAACUGACAACAUCUCGCAUGAAAUGAAGUUUGUAAAAUUGCAACUUCAGCCUCCAUCAGAGGACCUCAGCUGCCCCAGCGAACAGGGCCUUCUGUACAGGGAAUGUGCUCCUCCUCGAAGCAUAGACAAGAAGCAGCCCUUAGAUCUCAUCAGGAAAUUCUACGGAGAGAAGGUCGGAAUCUACUUUGCUUGGGCUGGGCUAUUACAUUCAGAUGCUCCUCCUGGCAGCAGUCGUGGGGGUGACUUGCUUUCUUGUGACCCAGGUGGCUGUCUCCUUGAACUGAUGAUGCAGCUGACAAUAAUCAUGGGAGGACAGUCCAUCUGGAAUAACAUACAAGAGGUGUUACUUCCCUGGGUCAUGAAUCUAAUGAUGCCACAGUUUCGGGAGCAGAACAGACCACCCCACGAUGGGAAUGGGACAACCAUCUGUAUCCAACGGGCAAACUGGGGUUAUUUUAUGAAUACCCUGAAAUGAGAGUAAAAGAAUUUAUGUUGUCCUUCCAUCCAUCCACCACUCCAUGUUUUGUGUCCAUUCCUUCAACAGGUAUUCAGUUUGGGUUCACCACAGUAUAUGUGGCCUCUUUCCAGUGGCCCCUCUGUUGGCUCUGGAGAACAAUAUAUUGGAAAUCAGAGUGGGUACGUGGAACCUUGACUACCCAGUAUAGACGCAUUGUGCCAGAAAAAGCCCAGAACAUCACAGCAUGGCAGCCCACCAUGCAAGGAACAGCAAUUCUGGCUGUGGUGGACCAAUGUGAAUAAAAAGGCUUCAUUGGGUGAAGACUUAGAAAAGUACAAAAAUGCAUUGGCGUUGUUUCCUAAGGAAUCUAGUGUUGGGUACUGUUUAAUA
Molecule: messenger RNA, 1796 nt
Organism: Camelus dromedarius (Arabian camel)
Lineage: Eukaryota; Metazoa; Chordata; Mammalia; Artiodactyla; Camelidae
Product: anoctamin-6-like
Exons: 9
Coding region: 972-1424 (150 amino acids)
Biological process (GO): calcium activated phosphatidylcholine scrambling; calcium activated phosphatidylserine scrambling; chloride transmembrane transport
Cellular component (GO): plasma membrane
Molecular function (GO): chloride channel activity
Source: RefSeq, a predicted model, not a curated record